Molecule: messenger RNA, 327 nt
Organism: Aspergillus pseudotamarii
Lineage: Eukaryota; Fungi; Ascomycota; Eurotiomycetes; Eurotiales; Aspergillaceae
Product: Dabb family protein
Exons: 2
Coding region: 1-327 (108 amino acids)
Source: RefSeq, a predicted model, not a curated record
AUGACCAUCCACCGCAUCACACUCUUCAACAUUCCCAAACCAGACGACGUCGACAUUCUCCUCGCCGAAUAUCGCACUCUUGCUCAAGAAGCAAAAAAGAACUCAGAGCCUUACAUUGUGUCAGUCCAAGCGGGUCGCACACUGCCUGACGCGCGAACGAAAGGCUACACGCUGGCCGUCAAGACGACCUUUCGCAAUAUGGACGAUAUGAACUUCUAUGAUCAUGACUGCGAAGCACAUAAACGAUUGAAGUCUGUUGCUGCACCCAAGAGGCAUGGGGAUGUACUUACGGCGUACUUUGAGGAUGUGGUUGGGCUUGCAAUUUAG